GUAAAAUCCGCCCUAAGGUUUCCUAGACGUAGUUUGGAGAAGCUGGACAUCGAUCAGUCCCAGAGGCAGAUGAAGAGAGGGAGAUCAACGGCCAGCUCCCGUCCCAGCAGCAGUUGCAGCCACAGCAAAAACCAAAGAACCCCCAACCAGAGAAAAAGGCGAUGUGGGCAGCGCCGACAGGACACCACUGUCUCCACCUCCUCCUCCUCCUCAUCGUCCUCGUCCUCCUCUUCACUCUGUUCUCCUCGAACGCCAUCCGCCCUCUCGCCUCGUCCUUGCCCUUCUUCUCCCUGCAUGCCCUGCAAUGUCAAUGUCCUCCAAGUGCCUUUCCUGGACUCCCUGUCCUCUGUCGCCCCUCCUUUACCUCUGCAACAUGAUCUGGAAUGGAAACAGGUCAGAGCAUACAGUGGGAAAUACAUGAAAG
Notothenia coriiceps (black rockcod) is the source of this 424-nucleotide messenger RNA. RefSeq lists its product as uncharacterized. The transcript has 2 exons. The record is from RefSeq and is a predicted model, not a curated record. The annotation marks the transcript as partial. NCBI's taxonomy places the organism in Eukaryota, Metazoa, Chordata, Actinopteri, Perciformes, Nototheniidae.